ACAGGAAGUUUACGCUCUCCCAUACAAAUCAAGCGUAAACUUUUUGAGUUUACGCCUCGUGUGACGUCCGUAUCAAGGCCGCAGGGAACAGUAUCGGUUUGUGGCUGUCAGCGAACGGGUCGCAAAAUUUCGGGGUAACAGCUCGGACAGCCUGAUCCCGCCAGCCCAGGAAGCGUUUGGCCAGCCGCAAACGGAACCCUUCUCCCCGGGUGAAUCGAGAGCCAGGAAACGUAUCGAGCCGUGGCGCAGAACGCUUGAAGUGUUCGUGUUUUUGUUUGGCAAUUCCGGUCACGUCCUGGCAAGCGCGGUUCCGUGGACGGGCAGCGAAUAUGUAAUAACCUCGCCCCGUGUUGUGCAGCAGCAGCAGCGGCGGCGGCAGCGGCAGCAUCACCCCCGUACACAUCGUUUUGCACCUUCCCCCGCGGGUACGACGGCAUGACGUUUCCGCUGAAGUUUAGCGCCAAAAAGGCGCAGGAGUUGCUGUUGCCGUCCGCACCCGGCAAGAAGCAGCCACCGCACGUGCGCUGGUACGUGGCGGCGGGGGCGAUGGUGCUGCUCCUGCUCGCGCUCCUACUGCUCGGCGGGCUCGGCGGCCACGGGGAGGCCGGCGCCGAGCGGUUGUCGCUCGAUCUGGCCGACAUACCGCCGGUGGUGCUGGACAAGGAGGCGGAGCUGGCCCGGGCCCGCAACCGGAACUGCACCUACUGGGACUGCUUCAACGUGUACCGGUGCGGGCAGCGGGCACCGACGCUCGACGAUGGCGCCGGCGGCGACGGGGAGAUGGACGCCGAGCGCAUCUCGAUCUACGUCUAUCCGCUGAAGGAGUACCUCGAUGCGGACAGCAGGCGGCCGGCAGGGCAGCUGUCGCGCGAGUUCUACCGGAUCGUGCAGACGGUCGUCGACAGCCCGUACUACACGGCGAACCCGAACGAGGCGUGCCUGUUUCUGCCGACGCUCGACACGCUCAACCAGAACCGGAUCGACACGACGCUGGUCGGGAAGGCGCUUGCCUCGCUGCCGUACUGGGAGAAUGGCGAGAAUCAUCUGAUCUUCAACUUCCUGCCCGGCACCCGGCCCGACUACAGCACGGUGCUGGACGUGAACACGGACCGUGCCAUCAUCGUCGGGGCCGGCUUCGACAGCUGGACGUACCGGACCGAGUUCGACGUGUCCGUGCCGGUGUACAGUGCCGCGCUCGAGGAGUACCGCUGGCCGGAGCAGCCGGUCGACCGCACCGUGCUGCUGGUGGCCGCCCAGCUCAACCUGUUCCCGCGCCAGUUUCGCAUCCUGCAGGAGCUCACCUACGACUACCCGAACGAGCUGCUGCUGCUGCAGCGCUGUCCCACCACCACGGCGAAGGUGGACGAGCUGGCGGAUCUAGUCGCGGGUGGGCAGCAGCCGGACGAGGCGCAUCGGCCACCGGCCGGCAGCACCGAGGACGUCCGGUGCAGCUUCCCGCACGGGAACGAGCACGAGUACCCGGCGGUACUGACGACCGGCACGUUCUGCCUGGUGGCACGGGGCGUCCGGCUCGGCCAGCCCGCCCUGCUCGAAGCGAUGGCCGCCGGCUGCAUCCCGGUCGUGAUGGCGGACAACUACGUGCUGCCGUUCGCCGACCUGCUCGACUGGGAGCUGCUGGCGGUCCGGCUGCACGAAGCGAACCUGCACACGAUCGUGCCAGUGCUGCGGGCCAUCUCGGCCGAGCGGGUCGCGGAGAUGCAGGCACAGAUCCGGUCCGUCUACCGGCGCUACUUCGCCAGCCUCGACCGGAUCGUGCUGACCGUGCUGGAGCAGCUGAACGAUCGCAUCUUUCCGCACCGGAGCCGCACCUACCUGCACUGGAACGUGGGGCCGGAGGCGGGCGUCACGCAGAACCCGCUCUUCCUGCCGCUGAUCGCACCGAAGGCGCAGGGCUUCACCGCCGUCAUCCUCACGUACGAUCGGCUCGAGAGCCUGUACAUACUGAUCCAGAAGCUGGCGACCGUGCCGUCCCUGCAGAAGAUGCUGGUCGUGUGGAACAACCAGCGGAAGGCGCCCCCGCACCCGUCCCUCUUUCCCAAGAUCGGCAAGCCGCUCAAGAUCAUCCAGACGGCGGCGAACCGGCUCUCGAACCGGUUCUACCCGUACGAGGAGAUCGAAACCGAGGCCAUCCUCACGAUCGACGACGACAUCGUGAUGCUGACGGCGGACGAGCUCGACUUCGGGUACGAGGUGUGGCGCGAGUACCCGGACCGGAUCGUCGGCUUCCCGAGCCGGACGCACGUGUGGGACAAUGCGACCGGCCGGUGGCGGUACGAGUCCGAGUGGACGAACCAGAUCUCGAUGGUGCUGACCGGGGCCGCCUUUCACCACAAGUACUGGAGCUACCUGUACACGCACGCGAUGCCGGGCAACAUUAAGGAGUGGGUCGACGAGCACAUGAACUGCGAGGACAUUGCGAUGAACUUUCUGGUGAGCAACGUGACGAACAAGCCGCCGAUCAAGGUGGCGCCGCGCAAAAAGUUCAAAUGCCCCGAGUGCACCAACAACGAGAUGCUGUCCGCCGACCUGAACCACAUGACCGAGCGGACCGCCUGCAUCAACCGGUUCGCGGAGAUCUACGGCACCAUGCCGCUGCGCACGGUCGAGUUCCGGGCGGAUCCGGUCCUGUUCAAGGACAACUUCCCGGAAAAGCUGAAGCGCUUCAACGACAUCGGCAGCCUUUAAACAUUUCCAGCGGGGAGUUUCCCUCUGUGUGUUUAUGUGGGUGGGACAAGGACGCGUGUGCAAUACGGGAACACGGCGGAAGCGUGCACGCCACCUCGAUUCGCCAUAUUGGGAGAUAGUAUUAGGGUUGCGUUAUUUGUUACAUGUACAUGAUCCGGCCGCGUAAUACUGCAUACGAGCCCACGGAACGGCCGUUGGACAGCAGUGACGGGAAAGUGACUUAUCAUUUUUAAAACAUCGAGUCAGAAUCUUUAGCACAUAGCCAGGUGUAGCCCUUAAGGUGGGAAGAUUUAAAAUAUCAGACUUCUGCUAUUCGUUUGCUCGGCUCGAGACACCUCGAUAGCAAGAAUAGAGCAAGCCUGUGUGCCGUUACUGGCGUUAACGAUGAGCUAGCUUAGAAGUGUCCGGAUGCGGGGUACUGUUUUACCGGCACCCGGCACACCAAUCAUAAAACACGUCUAACAGAAACCCAAAGUCAAAGAGAGUAUGGUAAGAGCGGUUUAUCGGAGGAACACACUCACCUAGAAUAGAACGCGCCUGUUCAACCAAUACGUAUAGCAACACGUACGUAAGAAUAGUGCAAAUAGUAAGAGAGGCAAAUACUAGUAACGUUUGUUUUUUUUUAAAUGCGAAAUGCUCAACUAACCUGCCGGGAUGGUUUUCCGCACAUCGAUACUUUAUUUAGCUACCACCACCCGGAUAUACUCGUCCGUUUGCGUUAAGGUUGGAGAGUCACCUUCGAUGACUCGAGAUUUAUUCGGCACGGUACGGCCCAGCCUGCGCGCUAAGCUUCCCCGGUAAAAGCCUGUGCAACGAAUCAGUUAUUUCACCUUUCAACCCUUCAACUAUAAGACCGUUUAGGGCAGCUUUCGAGUAACACACGUUUAUUCUGUGUUAUUCUCAUUGCUUAUUUUUUUAAUGUUUUGAGUAAUACAAUUUCUUCCCGGCCUGAACGUCCCAAGACGUGGAAGAGAUCCCGAGGUAUGAGUUGGGAGUUCGAGCAGAGAUUGUUGAGGCGACGCUUUGUUGUACAUGAGAUUUGAGAAAAACGGGACCGGUUCAACUCACCCGGCUCCCGACGGCCAUUGAUCGAACCCAAACGAUCGCUUAUUAUUAGGGCGCAUAAUUCUGUACAGAAUAUUGUAGCACAUAAAGCAUAGCUGUAAUGAUAUAUCUAUAUUCACCAAAUAAAAUGGACGUCCUCUGUAA
Anopheles merus is the source of this 3915-nucleotide messenger RNA. RefSeq names its product exostosin-2 (gene sotv). NCBI's taxonomy places the organism in Eukaryota, Metazoa, Arthropoda, Insecta, Diptera, Culicidae. The record is from RefSeq and is a predicted model, not a curated record. Gene Ontology annotation, molecular function: glycosyltransferase activity. The transcript has 3 exons. Gene Ontology annotation, cellular component: membrane. Bases 436 to 2706 code for a protein of 756 amino acids.